CAAAGACCAGAAAUUUCCAUAUUUAAUGAAGCUUUUAGGAGAAAAUUUAAAGAUUGUAAGUUCCCCAUGGAUGCAGGUCUACAAUUCUUUUCCAUCUCUAAUACAUUAUCUCCCUGGAUCUCAUCAUAAAGCAAUUAAAAAUUUCUAUUUACUACAUGAAUUUGUUUUGGAAGAAGUGAAGGAGCACUGAAGGACAAUGGACCCCAGCAAUCCUUGGGACUUCAUUGACUGUUUCCUGAUGAAAAUGGAGCAGGUGAAGAAACUAAAUCUUAGAGACACCACCUGGCUUUCCUGGGAUUAUGCAGCUAGAACCACCAUAAUACCAAAGUUAUCUUCUGCUUUGUAUGAUGAUGAAGAGUUUCCCAAUCUGUACGAGUUUGACCCAGGUCACUUCUUGGAUGAAAGUGGCAACUUCAAGAAGAGCCACUAUUUCAUGCCUUUUUCAGCAGGAAAAUGGAUAUGUGCUGGGAAAGCAUGGCUCAGAUGGAAUUAUUUCUGUUUUUUGCUACCAUCUUACAGAAUUUUACCUUGA
This is a messenger RNA of Phascolarctos cinereus (koala), 532 nucleotides long. NCBI's taxonomy places the organism in Eukaryota, Metazoa, Chordata, Mammalia, Diprotodontia, Phascolarctidae. The record is from RefSeq and is a predicted model, not a curated record.